CGUUCGCAUGUGCUCUGCUCCUUUAUCAUGAGUCUUCUCUGCCUGUGACCGUCAAGUUUCCCUCCCUCCAAGGCUGCUGGUGCACACCAUGAGAUUCGCCCCCAUUUUGCUACUCAUCUUCCUCCGGGUCUGGCCCGUGGCUGCCACCAUUCUGCAGAAUGGCCAGCCACGCGAGGACCCUUACCCCGGCCAACAGUCCCCCAUCAAACUCGAUGACUCCUGGCGCAACUACGACGCGGGGGUCCCGGAGAUUGCCUACAAAGGCCGUUGGGAUAGCCAGCACAUUUCUUGGUGGUCAGCCCCUGGGAUCAAGGUUGAGUUUUCCGGCAGCAAGUUAGCUCUAAGUUUCGGCCCCAGUACCUCCAACGGCGCCCUCGUCGCUUAUCGAAUUGGGUCUCUGGACUGGCGAUUUUCGAACGUGACGGCCGAUGCGACCUACCAGUUCAUCGGGCCCGAUGACUUCACCGAUGGCAUCGACACCAAGAGCAAUGUGUUUGAGAUGCGAGUGACGAAUUGGGGCAUAGGAGUCCAGUUGGCUGGCGUUUCCGUUGCGAAGGACGCCUACAUCACGAAACCCACUCCCUACAAGAGAAAGGUGGAGAUUAUCGGAGGCUCGCUGGCCGGGGGUCAAUAUGCCACCUACGAGACCCUGUCAUCCUGGUCCUUCCUCUACGGCGUUGGACUUGGAGAUGCUGAAUUUACCAUCACUGCCUACCCCGGUGUCUGCCUGGCUGACAUGCAAUGCUACGGCGGUGGCGUCCACGGAAUGACCUGGUGGUGGAACCGUGCCUCCGACCCCGGAGCCCGUGCCCACCAAUUCUACGGCGACAACCCUCCCGCCUUCGACAACUCGGCCGAGCAACCCGCCGACCUGGUGUUCAUCCAGAUGGGCGGAAACGACUGGCGCCACCCGAACGAAGUGCCCGGCGACAAAUUCUACCAAGCGUACGUGGACAUGGUGGAGGAGAUCCAUCGCGUGUGGCCCAAAGCCGAAAUCGUUCUUAUGUCGCAAUGGGGCCCCUUCCAGAAAGUCGGCACGGAGUACAAGUCGACGAUCCAGUACAAGGACGAGAUUAUCCGGGUGUACGAGUACUUCAAGGACCUGCGCUGGACCUUCGUGCACUACCUCAACACGGACGGCAUCCUGCAGCACAACGACAUCAACCCCAAGAACCACCCGACAGACGUCGGCCACAUCAAGGUGGCCAGCCAUCUGCUGCAGUGGACGCGGCUGGUUCUGCGCUGGGAGCUCAAGCCGACCGGCGAGGUGCAGCACGGGACGCUGUACUGGAACGAUCAGGAGGGGUAUUGAUAUCUGUGGGAGGGGAUUGUACAGUUUGGGUCGACCCGACCGUGUAUAGUGUAAUUAUCCAGGCUGAGAUGCCUUGCACAUUUCGAUUAGAGCAUGGGGGUGCUGUGCAUAUACAGAGCGUGUCUGAACAUCCGUGGGAUCGUCCUAUGUGACAUGGUGGAUUACCGCCGCAUGCUACGCGGGAGGCUAUUGAGUAGCUUCCCCGGUCGCAAUACCUUGUUUCUGCGCUCUCUUCCUCCUUUUCUUUGCUGCCUAUAUCGAUCGAUAUGGAUUCAAGGGCUUUUCGUACGCAGCUGGAGAAGUGGUAUCCCACCACUUGGAC
This is a messenger RNA of Aspergillus fijiensis CBS 313.89, 1634 nucleotides long. Its product is annotated as SGNH/GDSL hydrolase family protein. The coding region runs from base 89 to 1312 and encodes 407 amino acids. Gene Ontology annotation, molecular function: carboxylic ester hydrolase activity. The transcript is spliced from 11 exons. The record is from RefSeq and is a predicted model, not a curated record. NCBI's taxonomy places the organism in Eukaryota, Fungi, Ascomycota, Eurotiomycetes, Eurotiales, Aspergillaceae.